Cheilinus undulatus (humphead wrasse) is the source of this 1753-nucleotide messenger RNA. RefSeq names its product endothelin 2 (gene edn2). The record is from RefSeq and is a predicted model, not a curated record. The transcript is spliced from 5 exons. Gene Ontology annotation, molecular function: endothelin B receptor binding; hormone activity. Bases 96 to 581 code for a protein of 161 amino acids. Gene Ontology annotation, biological process: intracellular calcium ion homeostasis; regulation of systemic arterial blood pressure by endothelin; vein smooth muscle contraction. NCBI's taxonomy places the organism in Eukaryota, Metazoa, Chordata, Actinopteri, Labriformes, Labridae. Gene Ontology annotation, cellular component: extracellular region.
GCUCUCCAGACUCAAACACAAGACUUUAAAGACUCAUCCAGAGCUCUUUGAGUGAGACCGAGGCUGUUUUAUAGCAUCAGAACAUCAGACAGAGGAUGAAGAUGGCUUUCUUCAUGUGCAAGAUUCUGCUUUUACUCAUCAUCUGCAUGGCUCUGCAAGAAGUUUGCGGCCUCCCCUUAUCAGAGCCGUCAGAACUGCCAACUCAGACUGCAACCCCCCACCGCGUCAGGACCAAACGCUGCUCCUGCAGCAACUGGGAUGACAGAGAGUGCAUCUACUUCUGCCACCUGGAUAUUAUCUGGGUCAACACGCCAAGUAAACUCCUCCCAUAUGGCCUUGGAAGUCCCCGUCGCCGCCGUUCAGCUGACCGCUGUGAAUGCCUCAACCCAGCCGAUAAAACCUGCUCCAGCUUCUGCCAAACAAGCCCAGACUCAAGGACUGAUGUAAAAUCACGCAAAAACAGCAACAAACUCCUGGAGUCUUUAAGAGCUGUGGUCAAGUCUAACAUGGCGAUCGCAAAAAUAAUUCUGCCUUCGAAUGGCAACCUGAUCAACAGGUUGCCAAACAGAACAAGGAGGUAAAGGAAUGUGUAAGCAGGGAAAAUGCUAUGCUCAACCCUGAUGGAGUCAACCACUAUGGUUCGAAGACUCAUCCAGCUGUCGGGAUGCUGUGGUGGAAACUGGAAGGUGCCAGAUCAAGCGUUUGAUCAAGUGAAGAGGGCUUUAAAGGACUGGCAGCUCAAUGACACUUCAGCAAAAGCACAUUCAGAAAGAGAUGUUUGGAGUCAAAUGCUGAACUCUCUGAACUUUUAUGAGCUUAAACGCCAAAGAUGGAUCAUUGAAAGCCAAGGACAUUGGAUGGUGCAACCAAGUCGACAAAGACAAAUGGGUUCAUAAUAUGUGAUCCUUCUGGUUCCUCUUUCACCUCAUCUGACUGGACAUUUAUAAAUCCUCCCCACCUCCACCUAAGAGCUAAAGAUGACUACGUAUCCCAGAAUCCUACCAGCUUGGUCUCUGGUUGGGAAUUGUUUGUCUGACAUCGUUGACCUUCGGUCCAGUUUCAUGUUCCUCUGUAUCAGAGCUGGAAUCUAUUGUCCUGUUUAAUGUUUAGGGCAAAUACGCAAGUAGCUUUUUAAUUACCAGGCAGUACUUGAAAACGGCAGCUUGUUCCCUCUUGGCACACUUCGCUUCAGUGAAAUGAAGGUCAUCUAUUUGGUAUUUAUGUAACAAACAAUUAGCUUUAUACGUGGCCCAUUGUCAGCCCCCUAUAAUGCAUACUUUGUGCAAGCACAACUGCAGCAGCUCUAUUGUGUUGGCCUCAGUGUUUAUUGCAUAUGUCCUGUUUAAUGUUGUUAUUGAAGAUAAGCCAGAAGGUUUCAAUAAUGUGCAGCUUGCCAAAAAUGCGACAAUUGUUUUCUCCGUCUAACAAAUGUUCCCUUAAUGCCUCUGUAAUUAGCCUCGGGGGGUUUGACUCGUAACCUGUGCACUACAGAAGCUGUUUAUCCAUGUCUGGCACUUUUUCUCUGCCCUGUUGAUUGAUGUCAACUCAUGGAAACAUUUGAAGCCUUUUUGGGUAAUCAGAAAAUAUCUCAGUGCUGAUUUAUGAUGGAUCGUCACCAGAUAAGAAGUUUACUGUUAAAUGCUGAAUGAUACAAAUUAUUGUAAAGUAACAUUUAUUUAUUCUGUAACUUAUUCAGAGAUGUAUUUAUAUUUGUAUGAAUCUGGCACUGAACAGUGCAAAGUAAAUAAAAAUG